AUAAAUUAUUACAAAGACCACGACGCCCCCGGGCAGCCCUCUCGCUCCUUUACAACUUGUCACACUUGCCGUCUCAUUCCCUCUGCUCUCUCUUCUUCCGCCAGCCCACACCGACUCUCCUCCCACUCGUCGCCCCUUGCGGUGAAAGAAGUUCGGUCCGCCACAACCCAACGGCUACCUCUCCUCUGGCAGCAUCUCCGCCGCCGACGUCCAUCACCACUUUCCCUGCCAUCCGCGUCUCGCUUCCGAGCUCACCUUGAGCCCAGUCGACUCUCGCCAAGACGCCGGCCCAACAACCCUUCCUCGGGCACGACAGAAACUCGCUUGUCGACUUCUCUCCGCCCACCACACCACACGUCAACAUGGCUGGCCCCAGGAAACUCCGCUGCGACCUCAACGGCUGCAAGGACGCCGCCCAGCGCAUCGUCGGUGACUGCGCCUUCUGCAACAAGCACUUCUGCGGCAAGCACCGCCUGCUCGAGGACCACAAGUGCGAGGGUCUAGAAGACUGCAAAAAGGAGGCGCACGAGCAGAACGCCGCCCAACUGCAGGCCGAGCGCACCCAAGUCAUCCGGGGCGUCUAAACGAAUGCAGGCGACGCGCGCCCGACCCGCCGAGUCACGCUCCGGAAGCACCCUCCCUCGCGCCGAGUUGGCGCAGACGAAGAGGCCUCCGAAUCGUCGAAACGGUGUACUCGGUAACGCCAAGGCCUCGCCGCCACGCGGAUACCGUCUUGCUUUAUCGACGGGAUGUCUUUGGCGCAUUACGCCCGAAGCACGAUGGCCUGCCGAGUGAGGCACACCGAACCGAACGCUCGCCAUCUUGGAUAGAGAAGACGAGCGGUCUGCUUCGCACCACAAAAAACCACACAACUAUCUCCGCCCUCGGCUUUUUCGAAUCUAUAAUCCCCCUCCGCACGCGCUCAUCACAUCACUCGGUCUCCGCUUUCGGCUUAUACAAGCCGCAACGCCAGACCGUUUCUCUGUCGUCACGGGCGGAAGGCGUCCCAGCAAUGCAAGAGCUGGCCGCAUAAUCCCCGCCGUCUCGACUUCGCUUAUUACACUUGCCCCGUUUCCCCAGUUAUGUUCUUGCAUGGCGUUAGGAAAGGUCACCUGGGAUGCUCUUUUUUGGGGGUUUGGGAGCGCCCUUCUGUGGGCGCUGUUUUGAUUUUGGAUAUGUCCAUUUGUCGCAUCUAGCCUGUUGACACGCCAGUAAGGCGUAGUCGGCUUUGCGAAUGGCAACCUUGAAUAUACACC
This is a messenger RNA of Gaeumannomyces tritici R3-111a-1, 1256 nucleotides long. RefSeq lists its product as hypothetical. The record is from RefSeq and is a predicted model, not a curated record. The coding region runs from base 363 to 584 and encodes 73 amino acids. The transcript has 2 exons. Lineage: Eukaryota; Fungi; Ascomycota; Sordariomycetes; Magnaporthales; Magnaporthaceae. Gene Ontology annotation, molecular function: zinc ion binding.